Molecule: messenger RNA, 8410 nt
Organism: Astyanax mexicanus (Mexican tetra)
Lineage: Eukaryota; Metazoa; Chordata; Actinopteri; Characiformes; Acestrorhamphidae
Gene: tjp1b
Product: tight junction protein 1b
Exons: 30
Coding region: 695-6283 (1862 amino acids)
Biological process (GO): establishment of endothelial intestinal barrier; cell-cell adhesion; cell-cell junction organization
Cellular component (GO): bicellular tight junction; plasma membrane
Molecular function (GO): cell adhesion molecule binding
Source: RefSeq, a predicted model, not a curated record
UACCUCACACACGGUCGCCUGCCUGCCUCCUGCACGCUGCUGCAGCGUUUCCCUGCUAGACAAACACAGAGAGAGAGAGAGAGAGAGAGAGUCUGUGUGUGACAGAGAGGGAGAUAUAUACAGUCUGUUUCUAAGCAAACAGCCUCAAGCUAAAGGAAGAAGAUCAAGCAGAAGAAAAAAAGGAGGAAAGGAAGAAGAGAAAAAGGAGAGGAGGAGGUAGAGAGAAAUAGAGGAGGGGAGGGGUGGAGGAAGACGAUGUGCAUUUCCUGAGUGAUUUCCUCGCGCGGCUGGCUGCGAGCAGAGCUGUGGCAGCGCGAGCUCAGCGCGCAUGGCUGUCCGGCUCCGCGCGCUCUCUGCCUCCGCCGUCAGCUCGUGGGCGCGAGAAAUGGCGCUGCGCUGCUGCUGCUGAGAGCAGGAAGACAGACUGACUGAAAGAGAGAGGGAGGAAGAGAGAGAUAGAGGGAUAGAUAGAGGGAGCAGAGGGGAAGAGAGAGAGAGAGAGAUAGAGUGGAAAAGAGAGAGAGAGAGAGAUAGGAGAGAGCAGGAGGAGGAGAACAGGGCAGGAAAGGAAAGGAAAGGAAAGAAGAGAGAGGAUAGAGAGAGAGAGAAAAAAGAGGAGAGAAGAGAGCAGAGUGCUCAAUGAUCAUCAGGACGUGUGCGCUUCUCCUCACGGGCGGAUUUGAACAGCAGUACCAUGGUGAAUUACCAGAAAUACAUCACUGUUAUGCAGCUGGCCUUAGGUGUUACAGCCUACAACAGAGACCGUAGCCUGCCUCCCCGAAAGCAUAUGUGGAUUUUCCCCAAACACGAAAAAGAUAAAUACGGGCCAGCUGUGUAUUAUCCAAGAGUCCACGGCUUCAUCCCCACUCCUGAUACAAUCUCUGUGGUGGCAGAAUCAGAAAGCUCCGUUCAAGGCAAGCCAUCUCUGCGUAGAAUCAAGGGCCGAAUCCAUCGCAGCAAAAGCCUGGACAGCAUCGACCUGCUGGACUCCAAUAGUGCAGCAAUGGAGGAGACAGUAAUAUGGGAACAGCACACAGUAACUCUACACAGGGCGCCAGGUUUUGGAUUUGGAAUUGCCAUCUCAGGCGGCAGGGAUAACCCCCAUUUCCAGAGCGGAGAGACGUCUAUUGUCAUCUCUGAUGUGCUGAAGGGAGGACCAGCAGAGGGCCUGCUGCAGGAGAAUGACAGAGUUGUGAUGGUCAACGCAGUCUCCAUGGAUAAUGUGGAGCAUGCAUAUGCAGUGCAGCAGCUUCGGAAAAGUGGGAAGAAUGCAAAAAUAACCAUCAGACGUAAGAGGAAGGUGCAGAUUCCCAUGGGGCGUCACGGAGAGAGAGAAACUAUGUCUGAGCACGAUGAAGACGAUGACAGCUAUGAGGACGAGAUCUAUGAAGUACGAAGUGGAAGGAGCGGACCCAGUGCGUAUAGCGGUGGUGGAGCUACAGGCCGGCGGAGCGGCAGAGGAGAGCGGCUGGGCGGGAGGAGGGAGCGGGACAGAGAGCGUAGCGGCUCCAGAGAGAGGAGUCUGUCUCCACGCUCGGACCGCCACUCUGUGUCCUCUAACCUGCCUCCACGCCCAGCCAAGGUCACGCUCGUCAAGUCCCGCAAGAAUGAAGCAGAAUAUGGCCUUCGCCUGGCCAGCCACAUCUUCGUGAAGGAUAUCUCCCCUGAGAGUCUGGCCGCCAGGGACGGCAACAUCCAGGAAGGAGACGUGGUGCUGAAGAUAAAUGGCACAGUGACAGAGAACCUGUCGCUGAUAGAUGCCAAGAAGUUGAUUGAGAGAUCGAAGGGCAAACUGAAGAUGGUAGUGCAGAGGGACGAGAGAGCCACAUUGCUGAACAUCCCUGACCUCGACGACAGCAUCCCCUCAGCCAACGCUUCUGACAGAGAUGAUAUUUCAGAUAUCCACUCUGUAGCAUCUGAUCACUCAAACCGAUCCCACGACAGGAAGAGGAGCAGUCGCUCUCGCUCCCCAGACCGUCGCUCAGAGCCCUCAGACCAUUCCAGACAUUCCCCUCCACAAAUCAGCAAUGGCAGUCAUAGGAGUCGUGAUGAGGAGCGCAUCUCGAAGCCGCUCCCCGUGCCUGCUAAGAUGGUGGAGGAAACGCCUAAAGCACUGGAGCAGGCUGGGACAAGAGAGGAGAAACAGCUCCCCCCUCUGCCAGAGCCCAAGCCUGUGUACGCCCAGCCUGGCCAGCCUGAUGUGGACUUGCCCGUUAGUCCAGCUGAUGCUCCUGUGCCUAGUGUAGCACACGACGACAGUAUUCUGCGGCCCAGUAUGAAGUUGGUGAAGUUUAAGAAGGGUGAGAGUGUUGGUCUGCGGCUAGCUGGGGGCAAUGAUGUGGGCAUCUUCGUGGCUGGUGUACUAGAGGACAGUCCUGCUGCUAAAGAGGGUCUGGAGGAGGGAGACCAGAUACUCAGGGUAAAUAAUGUUGACUUUGCAAAUAUCAUCCGAGAGGAAGCUGUGCUCUUUCUGCUGGACCUGCCCAAGGGGGAGGAGGUCACCAUUCUGGCUCAGAAAAAGAAGGAUGUGUAUCGUCGGAUUGUGGAGUCGGACGUUGGUGACUCGUUUUACAUCAGAACUCAUUUUGAGUAUGAAAAGGAGUCUCCAUACGGUCUGAGCUUUAAUAAGGGUGAGGUGUUCAGAGUGGUGGAUACACUGUACAAUGGCAAACUGGGCUCCUGGUUGGCAAUCCGUAUCGGCAAGAACCAUCAGGAGGUGGAAAGAGGCAUCAUUCCCAACAAAAACAGAGCGGAGCAGUUAUCUAGUGUGCAGUACACUCUUCCUAAAACAGCAGGAGGCGACAGGGCAGAUUUCUGGAGGUUUCGUGGUCUGCGGAGCUCUAAGAGGAAUCUGAGGAAAAGCAGAGAGGACCUCUCCGCACAGCCUGUGCAAACCAAAUUCCCUGCUUAUGAGAGAGUGGUACUGAGAGAAGCUGGUUUCCUGAGACCAGUGGUAAUAUUCGGUCCAAUUGCUGACGUUGCACGAGAGAAACUUUCUAGGGAGGAGCCAGACCUCUUUGAACUUGCAAAGAGCGAGCCUAGAGACGCUGGCACAGACCAGCGCAGUUCUGGAAUCAUUCGCCUCCAUACCAUUAAACAGAUCAUUGACAGAGAUAAGCAUGCCGUGUUGGACAUCACCCCUAAUGCUGUGGACCGUCUGAACUAUGCCCAGUGGUACCCCAUCGUGGUAUUCCUGAACCCAGACAGCAAACAGGGCGUGAAGAACAUGCGAACCAGGCUCUGCUCUGAGUCCAGGAAGAGUGCCAGGAAACUGUAUGAGCGUGCGCUGAAACUGAGAAAGAACAACCACCACCUCUUCACCACCACCAUUAACCUAAAUAACAUGAAUGACGGGUGGUAUGGCGCUCUAAAAGAGACCAUCCAACAACAGCAGAACCAGCUGGUCUGGGUUUCUGAGGGCAAGGCUGAUGGAGCUCCAGAAGAUGACUUGGACAUCCAUGAUGACCGCCUCUCCUACCUCUCAGCACCAGGCAGCGAGUAUAGCAUGUACAGCACUGACAGCCGCCACACGUCUGAUUAUGAAGACACGGACACAGAAGGAGGCGCUUAUACAGACCAGGAACUGGAUGAGACUCUGAAUGAUGAAGUUGGCUUACCCAGCGAGCCUGCGAUCACCCGAUCAUCAGAGCCUGUAAGAGAGGACCCACCUGUCAUCCAGGAUGCUCCCGGGUACCCCAGCUACCAGCACGCUGUGCCCCAGCCUGAGCCCGUGAACCGCAUCGACCCUGCUGGGUUUAAAAUGCCCGCUCCCCAGCAGCAGGCUGAGGCUGCUGUGGCCUUGCCCUCCUUCCCCACUGCAGUGGCAGCAGCAGCAGCGCCCCCUGCUGUUGAUCCCGCCACACCACUAGCGGGUAUGACCCCCGAGGAGCCACCUGGCACACCUCAGGCCGACUCCCUUAACAGCCCCGCCCCAGAACCCGACCCCCAGCUCGACCCUGAGCUCACUCAGCCCCCAACACACGACCCCCACCAGUUGCUUCCGCUCGGCCCAGAUCCAAAGAUGUAUAAGAAGGAUCUGUACAGUGUAGACGAGCCUGUGCGCGUAAACCACGGGAUGAAGCCUCAGCAGCAGCCACAGCAACAGCAGCCUAUAGCUCCCCCAACCUCUCUGUCCUACAGCCACCAGCCUGUCUACCAGGACAAACAGCCAUACCGCGAGUACGACCACCCGCCUUACGGCUACGACGGUGGCGGCUACGCUCAACCAAAGCCUCAUAACUACGACCCACACCUGCACUACGACAACCGUGUGCCUCACUAUGACGAGCAGUGGCCCCAAUAUGACCAGCAGACCUCGUCCCAGCCCCCACCCCCUGGGCCUGGCUACACUCAGGGCCACCAGCCACCACCUCCUCCUCCUCCAGUGGGUUACGAUCCUCGCUCCCCCUAUGAGGAUGGCCCCACGAGGGACUAUAGUCCUCCUCAGCCCCGUUACGAUGAGGCUCCUGUGGGUUACGAUAACAGGCCGCGGCACGUCAAGCCUGUUGUGCCCGUUCGCUACGAUGAGCCGCCUCCUCCUCCCCCAGUUACAUAUGAUGCCCGCUCUCCUUAUGAACCAGAGCCUCACACUUUCCCUAUCAAUGCCCCACGCUCGCCCGACCCUCCAAAACAGUAUUAUGGUGAUGCUUCAAUGAGACCCUCGUAUAAUCCGGGGCCUCAGAAUCGAGGCUACAAACCAGGGCAGCAUGAACCUUUGAAUUCAGAGCCUCCAGUUCCACCUCCUAAGCCAGAAGUGUUGCUGUCCCCAGGGGAACCUGUCCAUUCUGCAGCUUCGAAACCUCUGCCCCCUCCUCCCAGAGAAGACCCAGAGGAGGAUCCUGCAAUGAAGCCCCAGUCUGUUCUCAACAGGGUCAAGAUGUUUGAGAAUAAGCGCUCUGUGUCUGUAGACAGAGCCAAAGAGGCUGGAGAUCUGCCAGGAAUGAGGCCCACAGACCUCCCCAAGCCUGUGAAUGCACCGGGGCCUGUGCUUAAAGCCAACUCUCUCAGCAACCUAGAACAAGAAAAGCCGGCAUAUAGAGCACCUGAGCCACAGAAGCCCCAGUCUCGGUUAGGAGAGGAAGUCGUCCGCUCCAACCACUAUGAUGCCGAUGAGGAUGAAGAGUACUACAGGAAGCAGCUGUCCUACUUUGAUCGUCGCAGCUUUGACAACAAGGCAAUAACUCAGCCUGGAGUCAAUCGCUUUCAUGAUCUGGCUAAACCAUCACAGCUUCAGUUAGGAUACCCUUUCAACAGGACAGAAUCGGCUGAGAAGGUGAGCCCUGUGGAUAAGAGAUAUGAGCCUCUACCCCCGAUUAACCAUUCAGCGGCUCCUUAUGGACAGUCAGGUCCUCCUGUUCCCCCCACAUCUCUGCCCAAACUCAGCAACACUGAGGUGAACUCCAUACCUGAUCCCCACAACUCUCCCAAAGGCAAACCGGACCUGUCUACUCUCCGACCCCCAACCCGAGAUGACCCGGUUCAAGGCAACUACCUUUCCCAGAAAUCCCCGGUUAACGGCACUGACAUUCCCCCCAAAACUCUGGGUGCCCCUGCUCCCACUAGCUAUAACCGCUAUGUCCCGAAGCCUUACACAAGCUCUGCACGACCAUUUGAGCGCAAGUUUGAGAGCCCGAAAUUCAACCACAACCUGCUGCCCAAUGACACACAGGCCAAGCCCACUAUAGUGAACAACAACCCCAAAACUCACCUCUCACCUCAGCCUCUGGAGUCAGACAGUGGAGUGGACACGUUUACUCGUACGAUGGACAACAGGCCCAAAUAUCAGCACAACAACGUCAAUGCUAUCCCCAAGGCUAUCCCUGUCAGCCCCAGUGCUCUGGAUGAUGAUGACGACGAUGAAGGACACACAGUGGUUGCCACAGCUCGGGGCAUCUUUAACUGUAAUGGCGGGGUGUUGAGCUCCAUAGAGACAGGGGUGAGCAUCAUCAUUCCCCAAGGGGCCAUUCCUGAAAGCGUGGAGCAGGAGAUCUACUUUAAAGUGUGCAGGGACAACAGCAUCCUGCCACCGCUGGAUAAAGAGAAAGGUGAAACUCUGCUCAGUCCCCUGGUCAUGUGUGGGCCUCAUGGUCUGAAGUUUCUGAAGCCAGUGGAGCUGCGCCUACCACACUGUGCGUCUAUGACUCCUGAUGGUUGGUCUUUUGCUCUAAAAUCCUCCGACUCCUCGUCGGGUGACCCCAAAUGCUGGCAAAACAAAUCUCUCCCAGGGGACCCCAAUUACCUGGUGGGCGCUAACUGUGUGUCCGUGCUGAUUGACCACUUCUGAAGAGGACAACAGCUGGUCUGUUAUCAAAUGUGAAAGCGUCAGUGAAGAAGAACACGAGAAAGACUCCUCUCUUCCCCUUCAUCCCUGCUCUGUUACUUCCUGGGGAUUUGCUCCACUCUAUGAAGGAGUCUUUUUUUUUUGUUUGUUUUUUGGUCCUCUUCUUUUUUGCAGAGGGAGUUUAUUGUGCCCAAGAAUAUGCUCAGAGGACAAGGAGAGCACCCCCCCUGGUGCUGAAUCCCUGCAAAACCCCCUCCUCCUACUCCUCUUCUUCUUUUUUUGGUGCUUGAAGGCUUGCAAAAAAUGACAGAAUAAAUGAAUUCUUUAAGAGAACUGUUAAUAGAAUGCAUGACCAGUGCCACAGACCGACUGAAAUAAUCCCAUUUUGACAUUUGUAGCCUCUUCUCCAAAUAAUAAAAAAAGACAUUUCAAGUGAAAAAAUUUAAAUAAAUGACAUCAAAUAAUUCAUCAAAACAUUGCAAUUCUAUAUGCUCACAAACAAAAAAGUUGAUGUAUGCAGAACUUUUUUGUUUGUGAGGGCUGUGGUCAUGUGUGUUUUUGUGGUUGGGCGAGUGGGUGUGUGUGUGUGUGUGUGUAAGGAUCUGCAUAAGUCUGAGCCUACUCUUCUGGAACUUUGGAAUGAAGGACACUGAAAGACAUGAAGAAGAUGAUAUGAAGAAGUGCUUUUUGAAGGAUGUGGACUCUUCUGCUCAUUGCUGAUGGACUUCUUGACUUCUUCCUUCUGGCUUAAAAUGGGCUCAAUGUUUUGAACAGACCUUUUCUAGCGAUGUUUUACCAUAGACGAACACACUGACAUUGACUUUGGUUUUCCAAAUCUCCUGCUGUCUAGAGAUCUAUGCAUGUGCUAUGACUCAGGUCCAGAAGCCUGCUACUAAGUUCAGAACACAAACUUUCCCAUCUCUACACUGCGAGCAGUGAUGCCUUAUCUGCAUAUUAACUUUAAUUUAAGGAAAGACAUGCAAACUUCCCAUUUAAGUUCUAGAGUGGAAAUACUUAUGAAGGAUAUUAAAUUCUCUUACCGGUUUUUAACCCGUUAUGUCAGUGGACUUGGAUUUAGCACACAAAUAAUCAAGGCUAAUGAACAGGUAUGCUUUAUUUUACUGCUAUGCAUAUGAAGUCAAAGGAUAUACAAAACACUAGGAUAUGUUUAAAUUAUGGCUGUAUAUACUGCUAGCCUAUGGCCUUGGUUUGCUGUAAAUGAACUUUUGUACAUUUUUGUUAUUUUGUAUAAAAAAGUUAAGAUGGAGCAAAAAGUUUCUUUAAAAAAAAGAAAAAGAAAAAUCUAUUUCAUUGGUCAUGUUUAUAUUACAGUUAUACCCCUGAGCCUUGGAACUAAACUUAGCAGUAAUGAAAAAUUUAAAAUACAAAAAAAUAUAUAAAUAACUUUUCUACCAACAUAUACACAAACUCUACUUAAUGGCAUUUUUAACAAUAAGAAAACAAAACAUUUUUAUUCUUAUUUACAAAAUAGGAAAGUGCUCGGUUUAAAUAAUUUAAUGAAUCUGUACUUAAGAAUGGUCCGCUGUGGUGAGUGGUCCUCUACUUUAUUUGUGAUACUGGAUGCUGUAUUGUGUGCCCUGAAAUGUAUUUUUGUACUAGUAAACGAUUUAUUAAGGCACAUCAGUACUAUUUUCUUUUGAUAUAACAACACAGCUUCAACCCAAUAUUAGUUUCUUUUUCCUUGUGUGGCUGACAUUUUCUUUUUUUUGUUUUUCAUUUUUUUUCCUUUUAAUAUUUUGUUUUUCUUUGCAGCACAUUUCUAAGUAUACCACUGUAUUAAUAAAUAAAUUAAUUUUUAAAGUAACCUUGUGCUUCAGGUGUGAACACUGGAUAAGGGAGUGAAAUGGAGGGUGAUACACUUGGAUUGUGGCCAGUGUAAAUGGCACAAAGGUUGUUGUAAAAGCAAUAUCAUGGAGGUAAUGACCCCACUAUUGGUGCAAAAGGGCACUGGUUCCUAUUCACAGGAUAGUUUAGAGGGGGAAGAUGGUCAUCGACCCCGAUCCUCACUUUUACCCUUCCCCUACACACCAGUGCAGUCGUGACGAUGCUAUAUAUAACUAUCUAUGCCCAAUUUUUUUCUGCCUGAUUAAAUGAAGCCUUUUUAAAUCA